AUGGCAAGUGUGCUUCUCUCGACACCCUCCGCCGCUCCACGGGCGGCGGUCGCCAGGACGCGCGGUCCGAUCUUCGCAGCGGCGCCGCUGCAGCAUGCGAAGCUUGUGCCGCGGCAGGCUUGGCAGCGGCAAACAAGCACUACUACAUCCAGUUGCUCAUCUAGGACGAGGCACUUCGCCACUGACAGCACCAAAAUUUACCGAUCCGGCAAGAACAACAUUUUUUUCAACUUUGCCGCAGAAACGUCGCUGUGCAACCAGCCCCUGAAAAACGUGCUGUUCCAGUGGCGUAACGAGACCGUCGUCACGAUCGGGCGGCACCAAAACCCGUGGACCGAGUGCCGGCUCGCGGAACUGGAAAAGGAUGGGGUGGAAUUGGUCAGACGGGUUUCGGGCGGUGGCGCGGUGCUGCAGGAUUUAGGUUGUCUUACGUUCUCGCUCAUCGCCAACACCGCGGAUUACCAAAACACAGCGGAUUCCCCAGCCACGAAUGCGCUUGCGGCGUUUACGGAGAAGAACUUCAAACUGGUGAUCAAGGCGCUCGAGAGGUCCGGGAUCCCGGAUUGCGCCCGGUCGGGACGAAACGACAUCGUGUACAAGAACGAGUUCAAGAUUAGCGGGUCGGCCUUCAAAACGAUGAACAACUCAGCACAAGUACCGAAGCUUUUGCACCACGGGACGUUGCUCUUCGAUACGGAUUUUACCUCUUUGGGCCGGUACCUCACCCCCGCGAAGCAAAAACUACAAGCAAAGGGGAUCCAGUCGGUGAAAUCAAGGGUGAUCAAUUUGAAGGAGAUCAAUCCGGCACUGACGCUGGAAGAGCUGAUGGCGAAUUUCGAAGCCGUGUUUCUGGAAGAGUACUUACAACUCCAUAAGAAUUUUACAUAGCGUGGUCAUUUUUUUAUCCGCUCGCGGCUUAGUGUUAACAGCAAUCGAAUCUUCGAGUUCUUUUCCAACGACUGAAAUUUAGCUGCCUUCUUCUUGUGUUCGCAGCAGCCUCCUUGCGAAGCCGCGCCUUUUUUGCAUCGCAGGUACAACCACUCUCCGACUGAGCCAGAGACUCUGACCCCCGAUUCAAGCAUGCUGGCCGCCGACCCUGUUUUUGCGGACGUGCAGAAAAGAAUGAGCGACUGGGACUUCCGCUUUGGCCAAACACCGCAAUUCUCCCACACCAUGGGACCCCACCGGCUGCACAAGAGCGAAGAUGCGGAUGCGGUGUGGGGAAUGUUCGAGUGCCACCUGGAGGUUGAUAACGGCGUGAUCCAGGACGGCGUCGUGUUUUCCGAUUGUCUCUUACCCGACGCGGUCACGAAGGUGAACGCGAUUUUGAAAAAUUGCAAGACGCAGACUGGGAAGAUAAACUACGUGGCAGAGGAGCUGAAAAAAGCGCUAGUGGAAGAAGGAAAUAACGCGGGCUACGUUGGCGACGAGAAGAAACUCGUCAGCGAUUUCGCGGACUGGGUUGGCACGCAAAUGAAGGAGUGACAAAAUGAAACUUUAGAUUUCUCAGUCUUGAGUGGCGCAUAAUUAUACAGAGUUGAAUAGAGUGAAAAAAAAGGUGCUAGUACUGGCGCGACCAGCGCAAAGGUCGCAUGCUCCCGCUGAGUUUUGAGUCUCAAACGUG
Amoebophrya sp. A120 is the source of this 1624-nucleotide messenger RNA. The record is from the annotation of a GenBank genome assembly. NCBI's taxonomy places the organism in Eukaryota, Dinophyceae, Syndiniales, Amoebophryaceae.